AAGAUGGAGAUUGCAACUAAAGAUCCUCUAAACCCAAUUAAACAAGAUGUGAAGAAAGGAAAGCUACGUUACGUUGCAAAUGUAUUUCCCCAUAAGGGCUACAUCUGGAAUUAUGGUGCUAUUCCACAGACAUGGGAAGAUCCAAUGCAUAAAGAUGAAAAUACCAGCUGUUGUGGUGAUAAUGAUCCAAUCGAUGUUUGUGAAAUUGGGAACAAGGUGUGCAGUAGAGGAGAAGUAAUUCAAGUGAAAAUUCUGGGUAUGCUGGCUUUGAUUGAUGAGGGUGAAACUGACUGGAAGGUUAUUGCAAUCAAUAUUAAAGACCCUGAUGCUGCUAAUUUGAAUAAUAUUGAUGAUGUCAGGAGAAUUAAGCCUGGAUACCUGGAAGCAACUGUGGACUGGUUUAGAAGAUACAAAGUACCUGAUGGGAAGCCAGAAAACCAGUUUGCAUUCAAUGGAGAAUUUAAAGAUAGGGACUUUGCAAUUGAUAUUAUUAAAAGCACCCAUAACUACUGGAAGGCUCUAGUAAUUAAAAAAACAGGCACAGGAGAUAUUUCUUGCACAAAUACAACUUUGACAGAUAGUCCUUUCCAUUGCAGUCAAAAGUCUGCUUCAGCCACUGUGUCCAUGCUACCUCCUCCUGGGACCUGUAAUCCACUACCAACUGAAGUGGACAGGUGGUUCUUUUGCAAGUGA
Molecule: messenger RNA, 693 nt
Organism: Ailuropoda melanoleuca (giant panda)
Lineage: Eukaryota; Metazoa; Chordata; Mammalia; Carnivora; Ursidae
Product: inorganic pyrophosphatase-like
Exons: 1
Biological process (GO): phosphate-containing compound metabolic process
Cellular component (GO): cytoplasm
Molecular function (GO): magnesium ion binding; inorganic diphosphate phosphatase activity
Source: RefSeq, a predicted model, not a curated record